GAUGAUGAUGAUGAUGAGGAGGAGGAGGGUGACGAGCUGGGUACCCCAGGUGCCGGUGGCAGGGGUGGAGGUAGGGGCGGCGCCGAGGGCAGCAGCCAGCCAGAUGGCUUCAAGCAGAGCCAACAAGCCGAAUUUUCUCCGGCAGCAGCAGCAGCAGCAGCAGCAGCGGCGGGCGCGGCUGGUGGCCCCUACCGUGGUUUUACUUCACGAGGCGGCGGCAGUAGCCAGCAACCGUACGGCAGUAGCCAACCACCGUACGGCAGCAGCCAAGCGUACGGCACCCAGGCGAGCCAGUACAAGGAUCCGUACUCGGAUCUUGGUAAGCAGCAGCGCAGCGGCAAGGCCGCUCCCCAUCCCGCUGCCUCCUCCCAGGCGCCAAGGUGGGCUGCUGCAGCUGCCAAGGCGACGGGAGCUGUGCACUUGGUUUUGGUGCUCGCGAACGACGGUUGCGGCGACGUGCAGUGUCAGGAGGUGCUGUUGGAGGAUGCGCCGCACACGUUCAAGGUCGUGGUACCGCCGCUGCAAGACGAAGACACCAGUCUCGCCGUCGGGGGUCUUCAAGGCAUCAAACUGCCGUACAUCGACGUCCUACCGGCUCCGCCCUCGGAGUACGGCAUCCCGGGCUACCCUCGCCGUACGACAACUGCUUCCUCUGCUCCCUCCUCCUCCGCUACCCCUGCUGCUGCUGCUGCUGCUGGGCCAUCUGUCGCCAUGCAGAAGGAAGGCAGCGGUGGCGGCGGCGCCGGAGGCGCCGGCGCUGGUGUUGGCGUUAGCAGUACGGCAGCGACGGCGGCGGCGGCGGCGCCGCCGCCGCCGCCCCGCACGCUGGCCGACGCCUGCUGGCGACCCAGUCGCUUGGGCGACAUGCACGUGCUCACGCUGGCGUACCCGCCUUGUCGUGCGCUACGACAGGAGCUCGGGGAGCGGUUGGUUUCGGAGAUGGCUGGCGCUAGGAGCCAUGCGUACGGCGUCGUGGGGUACGGCGACCCGCUGUGGGGCCGCUGGGGGCGUGCGGCGCAGCUGUCUGCUGAGUUUGUGAUGGCGAGCACUCGGGCGCCGGAUACGGGGGGUAUCGCCCUUCUUUCCACCAUCAUCCCUACCAACAGCAGCAGCAGCAGCGGCCCCAGCGCCUACAAGCC
Astrephomene gubernaculifera is the source of this 1139-nucleotide messenger RNA. The record is from the annotation of a GenBank genome assembly. NCBI's taxonomy places the organism in Eukaryota, Viridiplantae, Chlorophyta, Chlorophyceae, Chlamydomonadales, Astrephomenaceae.